AUAACCUAUUCCACGCCUACUGGACAGGACGGAACGGAACGGAACGGAACGGAGGAGAUUGAUCCGCCCCCUUAGGAUGAACACUCCUCACCCGGCUGCUAAUUAAGAGCCACAAAGAUGCUUGGGGGGCCUGUUCAUUUACAACCACAAGGGGGAGGUGCUUAUCUCCCGGGUGUACCGCGAUGACAUUGGCCGCAAUGCUGUGGAUGCCUUCAGGGUGAAUGUCAUCCAUGCCCGCCAGCAGGUGCGCUCCCCUGUCACCAACAUUGCCCGCACCAGCUUCUUCCAUAUCAAGCGUGCCAACAUCUGGGUGGCAGCCGUCACCAAGCAGAAUGUCAAUGCUUCACAGGUGUUUGAGUUCCUUCUAAAAAUGCUUGAGGUCAUGAGUAGCUACUUUGGGAAGAUCUCUGAGGAGAAUGUGAAGAACAACUUUGUGCUCAUCUAUGAACUGCUUGAUGAGAUCCUCGACUUUGGGUACCCUCAGAACACAGACACGGGGGUGCUCAAGACCUUCAUCACACAGCAGGGCAUCAAGACAGCCAGCAAGGAAGAGCAAUCACAGAUCACUUCCCAGGUGACAGGACAGAUAGGGUGGCGGCGCGAAGGCAUCAAGUACCGGCGCAAUGAACUCUUCUUGGAUGUUAUUGAAUAUGUCAAUUUGCUCAUGUCUCCCCAAGGCCAGGUGUUGUCUGCCCAUGUUGCCGGCAAGGUGGUCAUGAAGAGUUACCUGUCAGGCAUGCCGGAGUGCAAGUUUGGCAUCAAUGACAAGAUUGUCAUGGACGCUAAGAGAGGUUCCUCUGAUGAGUCACAAAGGUCUGGGAAGACCAGCAUUGCUAUUGAUGACUGCCAGUUCCACCAGUGCGUCAAGCUGUCAAAGUUUGAGACGGAGCAUUCUAUAUCCUUUGUUCCUCCUGAUGGUGAAUUUGAACUCAUGAGGUACCGCACCACCAAGGACAUCUCGCUGCCCUUCCGUGUGAUCCCGCUGGUUCGUGAGGUGGGCCGCACCAAGAUGGAGGUGAAGGUGGUCAUCAAGAGUAACUUCAAGCCCUCACUGUUGGCACAAAAGAUCGAGGUGCGGAUUCCAACUCCUCUCAAUACUUCAGGAGUGCAGCUCAUUUGUAUGAAGGGAAAGGCCAAGUACAAGGCUUCAGAAAAUGCCAUUGUGUGGAAAAUUAAGCGUAUGGGUGGCAUGAAGGAGUCUCAGAUAUCGGCUGAGAUUGAACUGCUGCAGACAGACACUAAGAAGAAGUGGACAAGACCUCCCAUCUCCAUGAACUUUGAGGUGCCGUUUGCUCCAUCAGGCUUCAAAGUUCGCUACUUGAAAGUGUUCGAGUCCAAGCUCAACUACUCUGACCAUGACGUUAUCAAAUGGGUUCGUUACAUCGGCCGUUCGGGACUCUACGAGACCAGAUGCUAAUUACCUUUAUCCCGGCUCAUUAUAUAGCAUUUGCCAGAGGCAGGACAGUAUUGCCCACCAGAUCACCCAGAAAGUGCGUAUCAGAAGCUCUGCUUUAUCAUCAUAUCAUUUGUAUGAGUUAGCAUACUAUCACAAACUUGUGAACAGGUGUCAUGAAUGUGGAGGACGUUCUUACAAGAGCUACUGUAGGUAUGAAUAGAUGAGUCCAUGAGAUUGAUAAUUUCAAGCCAAGUGUAGGUGAAGCUAAGUGAACUUGGGCCCAGAGUGGCUCUGGGCUGCCAGCAUGUUAAGAUUAGUACCUCAUUCUUAGCCAGGACCUUGCUUGCACCUGACAUCCACCAGCAGGCACUCGUAUCUGUGUUCAUGGAAUGAUAUUAUCAAGAAGAUAGUCACUGUUAUUGAGUCAGUUUAUUUGUUAAUUGCAUGUACAUAAUUUUUUUGAAGAUUAAGUACUACAUACAUAUAUCAGUUUAUAUUUUUAAAAAUUUAUGCUAGAUGGUUUAUUUUACUUCACCAGUCUAGUAUAGAUUUAAACUUCCUAAUUACAAGAACUACAUUCCCUAUUUGUCUUCAGUUCUACAGUUGUUUUUCAUUAUAGUUUUAGUGACGUGUAGUGAACUCUUUAGGGAAUCUCGACUCUUUCAUUGUUGACCUUUUGUGAUGUUUAAGAUGGUUGCCUAAAAGUUUCUGAACCCUUUGUGUGUAGCACAUCAAGGGUUCUCUGAACACUUCAGACAACUUCAUGGAUGUAGUUUAUCAAAAGUUGAUGGAGACCACAGAUUAGAUGGAGUUUAUAUGAAACCUCAGUAGUUAUCAGCAUUAAGGCAAAUGGUGGUCACAUCUUGUGCAGAAUCGUCAUAAUAUUUUGGAUCAUGUAAGUUGGUGCAUGCUCUUAGUCUUAACACUCCUUUAGAUGGAAAUUUUCCUAAUUUUGCAUCUUGGUUUAACAUUUUUGUUACUGAUCCCAUAUUUUGCUUGGCAUGGAGAAGGCAGUCCUGAAUAUUACAAAUUAUAGUGGUGUGGAGGGACAUUUAUUUUCAUAUUUCAUUGCUAGAAAAGAAGUAUAGCUAACCAGGAAUUAUUGGAAGUUAACACUUUCCUUUUCUUUGUAUUCGGUUCAUCGUUCAUAACAUCUUUCCUCAUAACAUUUCCUUGCAACACUCGUUCAAACAGCUUGACUUACUAUCGGUGCAAAAAUACUGACUGACUAACUAACCAGCCCAUCACUAACCUUGACUCAGCCCAAUCCUUUUGCAUUUAUACAGAGCCUUAACCCUCCUCCCUGGCUUUAAGGUAAUUAGAAAGACAUUUGCACGACUCUCUGCCUGGUCCGCAUGGAUUGUGGUGUUGAGUUCCGAGAGGCCGAUGUUGUGCACCCAUUUGAUGAUGUCAUGGCUCACACUCAAAUCUUGUUCUCAAGCUACCCCAAAAUACAAGCAUGGGUUAGCAUUGCCUGACUCCAGCUGACAGUGUUAUUUGACCAUCUGCCUCUGAUGCUGCUGCUACUGCUGGUGUAGUUACAAUAAUAAUGAUGAAGCAAAAUGUAUUCUCUAUUGUC
Messenger RNA from Scylla paramamosain (green mud crab), 2975 nucleotides. It is a transcript of the gene AP-2mu, whose product is annotated as AP-2 complex subunit mu. The transcript is spliced from 12 exons. The coding region runs from base 371 to 1417 and encodes 348 amino acids. Gene Ontology annotation, molecular function: clathrin-cargo adaptor activity. The record is from RefSeq and is a predicted model, not a curated record. Gene Ontology annotation, biological process: intracellular protein transport; clathrin-dependent endocytosis. NCBI's taxonomy places the organism in Eukaryota, Metazoa, Arthropoda, Malacostraca, Decapoda, Portunidae. Gene Ontology annotation, cellular component: AP-2 adaptor complex; cytoplasmic vesicle.